This is a messenger RNA of Lates calcarifer (barramundi perch), 2335 nucleotides long. It is a transcript of the gene ldlrap1b, whose product is annotated as low density lipoprotein receptor adaptor protein 1b. NCBI's taxonomy places the organism in Eukaryota, Metazoa, Chordata, Actinopteri, Centropomidae. The transcript has 9 exons. The coding region runs from base 185 to 1123 and encodes 312 amino acids. The record is from RefSeq and is a predicted model, not a curated record. Gene Ontology annotation, cellular component: early endosome.
AACACCGCCCAGGGGGACGAACAUGAUAAUCUGCCAUCGCCUGAAAGCUAACCGUGCGCAGGGGAGGAAAAAAACGCUGAAACAAAGUUUGGUUGGGAGAGAGCUGUUUUAAAACCAAGCGAAGUGUUUCGACAGAGACGAACGGGCGCUUGUCGGGCUUCUUGCCCCACUUUUGGAUUACGAUAUGGACGCUUUGAAAUCCGCCGGGAGGGCAAUUAUACGGAGCCCCAGUAUUGCCAAACAGUCAUGGGGUGCGGGCAGACAUAAAAAGCUUCCAGAGAACUGGACGGACACGAGGGAGACCCUGCUGGAGGGCAUGGUGUUCCAGCUCAAGUACCUGGGGGUCACAAUGGUUGAGCAGCCCAAAGGAGAGGAGCUGUCUGCGGCUGCUGUCAAGAGGAUAGUGGCCACGGCCAAAGCAAGUGGAAAAAAACUCCAGAAAGUCACGUUAACAGUCUCCCCACGAGGAAUCAUCCUUUACGACAGUGCCUCCAACCAGCUGAUAGAAAACAUCUCCAUAUACAGAAUAUCAUAUUGCACGGCGGACAAGAUGCAUGACAAAGUGUUUGCCUACAUCGUCCAGAGCCAACACAACGAGACUCUUGAGUGUCACGCCUUCCUCUGCACUAAGAAAAAAAUGGCCCAGGCGGUAACCCUAACAGUGGCCCAGGCUUUCAGAGUGGCGUUUGAAUUCUGGCAGGCUGCCAAGGAAGAGAAAGAGAAGCGAGUGAAGUCGGGCUCAGACGGAGAGGGAGCCAGCAACUCCCAGUCAGAGAGCUCGGCCAGCUUGGGCAGCCUGAAGGGAGGAGAGGUCGCCACGGGGAAACUUCUGGACUUGGCCGAGGGAGCCAACAUGGCACAGGUCCACUCAGGAACAAAGCAGACCGAAUCGGAUCCCUUUAUGGUGCAUAAUCAUGCUACAGAGAACAACAAUACUGUAUGGGAGUUGGAGGACGGUCUGGACGAGGCUUUCUCAAGACUCGCUGAGUCUCGCACUAACCCCCAGGUCCUGGACAUUGGGGUAAACCCUCAGGACUUCAACACUGAAGAGUGCCUGUCCCCAGGCAAAUGGGACCAAGAGGACACAGACUUCCCUGCACAAAAAGACACUUUUGGGUGCUAGUGUGAAACCUCCGCCAAGAAGGGAAAGACAGGGAAAGAUGAGGAGAAAUGGUGGUAAAAGGAGUAAAAGUUAAAAAACAGACAUUAGAGACAUCAGCAAGGUUUCCCACCUUCUCCCUGCUGCCAAGUCUUCUCAGUGGUGCAGUCUAGUGGCGCUCUGAUGCUCCAGAGAAGGACAACAUGAGCAGGCUGCUCAUAGAACAGGCCAAAGCAAUACAAACCAGUUUCUCCCUUUUCUAUGGAAAAACAUGCAGUUAUUUAAUGUUUGUUACAGUCAGUGUAUUACUCCCUUUGUGUCUGUUUACUCAUUCACUGUUUGUAAUGUGUCUGUGGUAUGUGCUUGUGUACAGUGUGCACAGAAAGCGUGUGUGUGUGUGUGUGUGUGUGUGUGUGUGUGUACAGUAUAUAAAUGUACAAACUGAGGUAUGAGACUCAUGAUGAGUUGAGUGUUUAACAGUUCAUUAACAGAGUUAAAGAUCAACAAGGGUGCUGUCACAUAUUUUAGUUACCUACAGAUGGAGACGUGUAACUGGAUUAGAGGCUAAAAGUCACUGGUGAAGGUCACCGAUGCACCAGGUCUAAUAUUGUGCAAAACCAUUAAGUUACUACCUAUGUGCUUCAAGGUAUCAGCCUUUUGUGGGCAGCAAAAGCUUUAAAAAGUGUGUGUGUGUGUGUGUGUGUGUGUGUGUGGUGUGUGUGUGUGUGUGUGUGUGUGUGUGAGAGAGAGAUAAAUGGAUGAGAACAAGGUGACAAUCUUUUUUUUUUCUAUUGCAAAAUCUAUUUUUGCACUCAGCAUUCAUCCAUCUUUAAAAGCACACAUGUAAGGGAAUUUAAUGUCAAAAUGCAUCAAACUCAUUAUUAUCAUUAUCUAGACUUAUAUACAAUGCCUCUAUUCACCUUUCCCCUUGGAGCUUUUCAUGUUUUAUUGUUUUACAAAUUUGAGUAACCAGUGAAUUCACAUAUAUUCAAGGAUCAUGGACAAGACUUGCAUGGGAAGGCAGUGGAAAGUCAAGAGUUGUCCAAGGGGGUGAAUAUGUUUUAUCGGCACUCUUCCCCUAUAUGUUAAAUUAUAAUGUUGCAUUGACUGGUAGUUUACCAUACUUUUUCCGCUACUGUGUUAAUUUUGGCCUUUGUUGUUAUGUAUGAAUUUUAUUUAAUUCAUGAAUUUACAUAAAUUUCAAUAAAAGUAAAGUUGUAUUUGUUUAUUCCAAAA